Molecule: messenger RNA, 2539 nt
Organism: Artibeus jamaicensis (Jamaican fruit-eating bat)
Lineage: Eukaryota; Metazoa; Chordata; Mammalia; Chiroptera; Phyllostomidae
Gene: THEMIS2
Product: thymocyte selection associated family member 2
Exons: 6
Coding region: 61-1983 (640 amino acids)
Biological process (GO): T cell receptor signaling pathway
Source: RefSeq, a predicted model, not a curated record
GCUCCGGCGGGAGCGCGGCCGCCCGGCCACUGCGUCCACGGCCGGCGAGCCUCGCGGACCAUGGAGCCCGUGCCGCUGCAGGACUUUGUUUGCGCCCUGGAUCCCGCCUCUCUCCCGCGAGUGCUGCGGGUCUGCUCGGGCGUCUACUUCCAGGGCUCCAUCUACGAGAUCUCCGGGAAUGAGUGCUGCCUGUCCACAGGGGACCUGAUGAAGGUCACCCAGCUCCGCCUCCAGAAAGUUGUCUGUGAGAACCCAGGGACAGGUCAGACCAUAGAGCUGGACCCCAACUUCAAGGGCCACUUCAGCCCCCUCACUGGCCCUCAGAGCUAUGGAACCCUGGAGGAACUUGUCUCUGCUCUGAUCCGGAGCUCCAAGCAGCUGCCCAUCUGGUUCAUGUCCAUCUACAGAAUUAACACACAGACCAGGGUGGUGCCUGAGGAGCAGCCCCUCAUGCUUGAGUCUGUGGAAAUGCACCUCGGGACCUGCUCUGCCCGCUGUGUGCUAAGCGUGGGGACCCAGGUGGUGGUCCUGCACCUGCCCCUGUCCACAAAGGGGCCCUUCUGGGAACUGGAGACGGGUGCCCCUCGGACCCUGCUGCAGGCCCUGCAGGACCCAGCCCUGAAGGGCCUCCUCCUCACCUGCCCCUCCCUCCCCUGGCGCUCCUUGAUCCUGAGGCCGCACUAUGAGAUCCAAGCCAUCAUGCAAAUGCGCAGGACCAUCGUCAGCAUCCCUUCUACCCUGGAGGUCGACGUGGAGGAUGUCACCACCUCCUCUGAACAUAUCCAUUUCAUCCAACCGCUGCUGCUGAGCGAGGUCCUGGCACGGGGAGGCCCCUUCCCCCUGAAUGCACAGAUCCUGGAAGUCCCGGAGGGGCCGCCCAUCUUCCUCAGCCCGUGGGUGGGUUCCUUGCGGAAAGGCCAGGGGCUCUGCAUCCAUGGCCUGGCUUCACCACCCUGGCGGGUCCUGGCCUCAACCAAGGGCCGGAAGGUGCCCAGAUACUUCAUGGUCUCUGGAGCCUACCAUGGGAAACUGCGGCGACGGCCAAGAGAGUUCUCCACAGCCUAUGACCUCCUGGGUGCUCUGCAGCCCGGCCGGCCACUGCGGGUGGUGGCCAUGAAGGACUGUGAGGGUGAUGAGGAGGAGAUCCCUGGGUUUGCCUCCCUGGCUAUGGGAGACAGGCUGGAGGUGCUGGGGUCUGGUCAGGCCCAUGGGUCUCACGGCAGGGACAUGGACGUCUUGAUGUGUCACCGGCUCAGUGACCAGGCUGGGGAGGAGGAGUGUGAAGAGGAGGCAGAGGAUCAAGAACAGAUUGUGCUGCCCCUCUACUUCUCUGGCAGCUUUGUGGAGGAGAUGAGUGAUGCCCGGCGAUACAACCUGGCAGAUCUGACUGCCCAGUUCUCACUGCCCUGUGAAGUCAAGGUGGUGACCAAGGACAGCAGCCACCCUGCUGACCCUCUGCCCCUCUUCCCUGGCCUGCGGCUCGAGGAGAAGAUCAUGGAACCCUUCUUGGUGGUCAGCCUGGACUCAGAGCCUGGGAUGUACUUCGAGAUUCCUCCCCAGUGGCUGGACCUGACUAUUGUGGAGGAGGAGAGGCAGCCAGGCCAGGCAGCUGGGUCUCUCCCCGUAGCCACAGUGGAGGAGCUGACAGAUGCUUUCUAUUAUCACCUUCGGAAGUUACCGGCCUCAAAGAGCCAAGGUCCCCCACCCAGGCCCCCGAAGCGUCAGAACCUCAGUGAGCAGAAGAAACAGAGCGGCCUGGAGGGAAGCAUGAAGUCUUCUCCUGUCUCAGAACUGCAGCAAUACCCUCUGCUGCCCAAAUUCAAGAUGACGACCCUGGCAAAGCCCACAGAAGUUGGAUCAAAUACCUACAGCAAGAUUCCUGCCCGCCAAGGCCUCAUGCCCACUAAGUGCAGCACACUGGAUCCAGUUGGUGACAAACAUGACUAUGAAGAAGUAGUUGAGUGCUUUCGGAAAACCCUGUAGAUGCUGGAGGAACCAUGCAUCCUAACUGCCUCUUCUCAGGGGGUCCAGGACACCAGCCUUGUCACCAGGCCUGUGACAAGCCUUUAGAAGACCUUGGACAGUUCCACAGAAACCAGACUGCGGACAGGGAAUGGCUUUGUGGGACUGUCUAAAACAGGAAGGACACUGCACCGCCUUCUCUCAGGUUCCUGCCACUGGGGCUUGUUUGGGCCGAGCCCCUACACUGGACGUCCUGGGACUCAGAGCUUUGGUAUCCAGAAGAGCCAAUUGGUUGCUACUCAACCUUGCGAUCCCAACACCAGCUAUCCUACUGGUUGGCACAAAAGGAAUCAAAGUCACCAACCUUGGUGAUGGUGGCACAGUGACUCCUGCCUCUUGGUAACGAGGGACUCAAUCCUGAUCACCCUGAACUGACUCUUUUUUGUUUGCCACCCCCACCCUCCACCCCUGCGCUAAGGCUUUAAUCUCCUGAGAGACCAGGACUCACUCUCUCAUCUCUGCAGAACCUAGCACGGCAGCUGUAGGUGAAUACCCAAGAUUACUUCACUCAAAAACU